AUGGAUAGCUCCUUGCUGGAAAAUGGACUAAACAUGAAUUUCAUCGACAGGAUGUCUCACCUGUACGACAGCUCCCAAAAGAAGGCCACGAAGAAAUUAAUCAUAGCAAGUGUAAUAUGUAUAAUAUUUAUGAUAAUAGAAAUAGUGGCAGCUAUUGUGGCGAAUUCCUUGUCCCUAAUGACUGAUGCUUCGCACCUUUUUUGCGACUUACUCUCCUUUGCCUUAAAUUUAUUUUCCAUAUACGUUUCCACAUUUGAGGGGAAUGUAGAUAUGUCUUUUGGGUACCACCGGGCGGAAAUAAUAGGAGCGUUGUUUUCCAUUUUUUUUAUAUGGGCCCUCUCUGCCUACAUCCUAUACAGUGCUGUGUUUCGAUUAUUUGAUGUUCAGACGGUGGAUGGGUACAUCAUGUUUGUGACCGCUUUUGUAAGCACGCUGGCGAAUAUAUUCAUUGCCUUCGUGCUUAAGGUGCAUUCACAUGGGUUUGAGUUUAUUGGGCAACGAAGAUGCAGUCAUAAUGAUGAAACGAAUGAGCAUGCUCACCAGAUAAAGGCGUGGGGGAAUGAUGCUAGGUGCUCUGCAAAAAAUGGAAAAUACAAAAAUAUAAACAGCGAUAUUGUUAUUGCAGAUGACGACGAUGCUGCUGCUCAUGCUGCGGCAUGUAACAAGGGUAACAUUUCCAUUGGGAAAAUCAACACCAGUUCGUGUAGCUACGUCGCUUUUGAUUACUAUGAAAAUGUGAACCAAAUUAAUAUGGAUAAUCGCCAUCAGGGAGAUUCAAGGGCUGCAGGAGGAACUGGUGGUGGUGGUGGGACCAUUGCAGGGAAGAAGGACUCUCAAAAUUCACACCAUGCGCUGCUGGACCCAACAGCGAAUAAUUUCCUUCACAGUAACCACAUUGGAAAUGAUGAAGAUGUGCAGAAGGACGAUGAUACUUUUAAAGUCGGGAUAAAUGAGUACGUCAAUAAAGGCAAUGGAGCGAAUGAUCUCAGUAAAAAAAAAAAAAAAAAAAAUUCGCACAGUGGUACGCACAGUGGCACGCACAAGGGCAGGAACGUAGCCUCGGACAGUUCCUACCUGCUCUCCAAUGAGGAGAGCGAAGAGAAUGUUUUGUGCGACUCGUAUGACAGCCAUGGCCUUGGCCGUUCCUUGGGGGGGAACUCCCCGCAGACCGCGCGCCGCCACUCCCACCGCCACUCUCACUGUCACUCUCACCGCCAUUCACACGACCACUCUCACCGCCACUCUCAUCGCCACUCCCACGGCCAAGACGAACUGAACAGCAUAAGCCUGAAGACGGCGUACCUGCACGCCAUCAGCGACUUGCUGCAAAACGUAGGAGUAAUGAUAGCCUCGCUGAUCAUCUGGUACAACCCCAAGUACUCCAUCACGGACCCCAUUUGCUCAAUCAUUUUUUGUUUCAUCGUUUUUUCAACAACCAUAUCUGUAAUUAAAGAAAUUCUAAACGUACUGAUGGAGGGAACCCCCGUGAGCAUAAACCUAAUAGAUAUAAAAAACGACCUUCUGAAGAUACCCGGGGUUAUAGACGUUCACGACCUACACGUUUGGUCCUUAUCAAUUGGGAAGCCAGCCCUCGCGUGCCAUAUAGUUGCACACAAAAAUUUUGCACACACAGCUUUGAACAACGCCACAUUGUUGUGCCAUAAUAAAUACAAAAUUCUUCAUACCACUGUCCAGACCGACUACCCCUCCAACAUCUCCAACUGCGAAACCUAUGCUCAUCUUAAAUGCUCAAACUUAAAAACAGAAACGCACAAGUAG
This is a messenger RNA of Plasmodium vivax (malaria parasite P. vivax), 1779 nucleotides long. Its product is annotated as cation diffusion facilitator transporter domain containing protein. The transcript has a single exon. NCBI's taxonomy places the organism in Eukaryota, Apicomplexa, Aconoidasida, Haemosporida, Plasmodiidae. The coding region runs from base 1 to 1779 and encodes 592 amino acids. Gene Ontology annotation, molecular function: zinc ion transmembrane transporter activity. The record is from RefSeq and is a predicted model, not a curated record. Gene Ontology annotation, cellular component: plasma membrane. Gene Ontology annotation, biological process: zinc ion transmembrane transport.